AUGUUUUCUAAUUUAAUUAAACUAGAGAAUUUGAAUGACUAUAACAAUGAAGCUGAAAAAUGUAUUAAGCCCUUCUUAUAUAAGAAUUCAUCUAUUGAUGAUGAAGAAAAUGACAAUUUUAUACAAGUGGAAAGACCGAAUUUAAUAAAUAUAAAGAAAAUAAAAAAAAAGAAUUAUAAUAGAAAAGAAAGAGGAGAAAUAUCCUUAACAGAUUGUUUAGCUUGUAGUGGUUGUGUUACAAAUGAAGAAACAACAUUUUUAAAAAGUCAGAAUUGUAUAGAAAUAAUAAAUACUGUAAAAAAAAAGAAAAUUAAUAUUAUCUCUUUAUCCUUACAAAGUGUAACAGCAUUAUCUGUAUAUUACAAAUUACCAAUAUCAACAAUUCAAAAGAAAUUAUGUUUUUUUUUUAAAUCUUUAAAUUUUCAUUAUGUAUAUGAUUCAUCAUUAGGAGAAUUAAUAACGUUAAAUGAAGCGAAAAAAGAAUUUCUUGAAUAUUUUUUUAAAAAUAAUGAAACAUAUGAAAAUAAUAAUAUAUAUCCUUGUGAUGAUCAUGUUGAAAAUGUAAAUCAUCAAAAGGAAAAAAAUAUAUUAAUUCGUAGCAUAUUUAAUGAUAAGAAAAAAAAAAAAAAAAAUCCUUCUUAUAAUGAUAAUAAUAAUAAUGAUAAUGAUAAUGAUUAUGAUAAUAAUAAUAAUAAUAAUAAUAAUAAUAAUGAUAAUGAUUAUGAUAAUAAUAAUAAUGAUAAACAUUAUAGGAAUAAUAGUUAUGAUAAAUAUGUUUCUUCCUACUCAAACAACUCAAGUAAUAAAUUUUCCUUACAAUAUAAAGAUAAAAAAAUAGGACAGAAAACCUUUCCACUAAUAUGUUCCCACUGUAGUGGUACUGUUAUAUAUGGAGAAAAAAAUUUUGAGAACGAUUUAUUAAAUAGUUUUAGUAAGAUAAAAAGUAGUCAAGAUAUUCAAGGGAUUAUUUUAAAAAUAUUACAUUUGCAUAACAGUGUUUUAUAUACAUAUCCUUCUUUAAAUAAAUAUAUUUACAAUAAUUUUUUUAGAUUGUAUAAUUAUAAAUUUAAUUGGAUAAAUAUAUGUAGGAAACAUUUUUUAAAGAAUUAUAGAUUUAAUGAUAGUGCGUCAAAAAAAAAAAAUAAUAAUAAUUUUGAUAAUGAUAAUAAUAUGGGUGUAUUUAAAGAAAUGGAAGCUUUAAAUAUAUAUGAUAUAAAUCAUGUUUAUUUAUUAUAUUGUUUCGAUAAGAAGUUAGAAGCUUGUCGAAUACACCAAGAACAACAGACUAGUAUAGAAAAUAAUAUGAAAAAUUAUUUAUCUGGUCAAAAUGUUGACUAUAAUAUAUAUAUAAAAAAGGAACAAGAUCAAAAUAAAUUUUAUUGUGUAGAUGCUGUUAUGACAACAGUUGAAUUAAUUGAAUUAAUAAAUAAUAUGAACAUUGAUUUUUAUACUUUACCAGAAUUAUAUGUUGAUAAUAUAUAUAAGCUUAUAAAAAGAAUUAGUCAAGAUGAUAUACGUGGGGUACAUAAUAUAGUAAGUGCUUUGUCUGAUGUGUUAAAUGAAAAUGUUAGCUCAACAACAAAAAUGGAACACAUCAAAAAUAAUAAUGAUGAUGAUAAUAAUAAUAAUAAUAAUAAUAAUAAUAUAUGUACUGCUCAAGAAUAUAAAGAUAAAUCAAUCGCCACAGGGAACAUGAACGAACAAAAUAAAAAAAAUAACAUCAUGUUAAAUCAUACAGAAGCAAAUUAUAUGAAAUAUAUUUAUGAUGAUUUAUUUUUACAUUAUUUAAUUCGCUGUAGUCAUAAAAAUAAUAUAUCCAUGGGAUAUGGAGAGGAAAUAUUUAAAUAUGUGUGUAAAGAAAUAUUUAAUUUCCCAGUGGAUGAAAAUAAUUUUAAUUUAAAAUAUGAAGACAUAAUCGUUCUUUCUUUAUUUAAGAAUAAUAAUUGUGUGUUUAGGGUAAUCUUAUCCUAUGGUUUUAAGAGUAUGCACAAUGUUUUGAGAAAAAUAAAAGAAUUAAAGAAUGAGCAUACAAAGAAUUAUAAAAAUGUGGAUGAACAAGUAUCACAUUAUGAUGAAAAUAAAAAUACAUAUGAUAUUAAUAUUACAUAUAAUCUCUUAUUCAAUGGUAGAAUUGAUUAUGUUGAAUUAAUGGCAUGUGAAAAGGGUUGUCUUUUUGGAUGUGCUCAGAAUAUUUUUUCAGAACCUGUUGAGAAAUUUUCCUAUUGUUCCUGCAAUAAUUUUGAUAUAUUUAAAAAGUUAGAUAAACAGGAGAUUAUUUCAAACUUUGAUUUUUUACAAGUAUCCAAUGAUAAGAAUAAGAAAGAAACAAACAAAUUAUGUUGUAAUGAGAAUCAUAAAAAUUAUGUUAUGAAUUCUUUAUAUAAUAAUAAUAAUAAUAAUAAUAAUAAUAAUGAUCAAGAUGAAAAUUUAUUCAUUUCUGAAUAUAAAGAUAAAGAAAAAUUGUUUAAGAAAUUGUUUAAUACCAUGCAUGAUGAUCAAUAUACUUUAUAUGUAAACUCUAAAAAUUGUAUAUAUGAUCAUACUAUUAAUUCAUUUUUAAAAAAUAUAUUUCACGUUUUUAACAAUGCAAACUUUCACCUUUUUAAAGCUACCUUCUCUUCAAAAAAAAAAUUGGACAUAACCAACUGGUAA
Messenger RNA from Plasmodium reichenowi, 2652 nucleotides. Its product is annotated as cytosolic Fe-S cluster assembly factor NAR1, putative. Gene Ontology annotation, molecular function: 4 iron, 4 sulfur cluster binding. The record is from RefSeq and is a predicted model, not a curated record. Gene Ontology annotation, biological process: iron-sulfur cluster assembly. The coding region runs from base 1 to 2652 and encodes 883 amino acids. The transcript has a single exon. NCBI's taxonomy places the organism in Eukaryota, Apicomplexa, Aconoidasida, Haemosporida, Plasmodiidae. Gene Ontology annotation, cellular component: cytosolic [4Fe-4S] assembly targeting complex.